UAUUCGUCAGAGGAAGAGGUCGUGGACCUGCAGACGGCCCUCACAGGCUUUCAGACGAAACAGAGGAAAGUUCUGGAGCCGGUUGAUCAUCAGAAGAUCGAAUAUGAACCGUUCCGCAAGAACUUCUACGUGGAAGUGCCGGAGCUGGCCCGGAUGAGCCCCGAAGAGGUGAACGAGUACCGCCUGGAGCUGGAGGGCAUCGUCGUGAAAGGCAAAGGCUGCCCGAAGCCCAUCAAGUCCUGGGUGCAGUGUGGCAUCUCCAUGAAAGUGAUGAACGCGCUGAAGAAGCACAGCUACGAGAAGCCGACCCCGAUCCAGGCCCAGGCCAUCCCGGCCAUCAUGUCGGGCCGAGACCUCAUCGGCAUCGCCAAGACCGGCAGCGGCAAGACCAUCGCCUUCCUCCUGCCCAUGUUCCGGCACAUCCUGGACCAGCGGGCGCUGGGGGAAGCUGAGGGGCCCAUCACGGUCAUCAUGACCCCCACUCGAGAGCUGGCUCUCCAGAUCAAAGAGUGCAAGAAGUUCUCCAAGUCUCUGGGUCUGCGUGUGGUGUGUGUGUACGGCGGCACGGGCAUCAGCGAGCAGAUCGCAGAGCUGAAGCGAGGAGCAGAAAUCAUCGUCUGCACUCCCGGCCGAAUGAUCGACAUGUUAGGAGCCAACAGCGGUCGCGUGACGAACCUGCGCAGAGUCACGUAUGUGGUGAUGGACGAGGCCGACCGCAUGUUCGACAUGGGCUUCGAGCCGCAGGUGAUGCGGAUCGUGGAUAACGUGAGGCCGGACCGCCAGACCGUGAUGUUCUCCGCCACGUUCCCGCGCUCGAUGGAGGCGUUGGCGCGCCGGAUCCUGUCCAAGCCCAUCGAGGUGCAGGUGGGCGGCAGGAGCGUGGUGUGCUCCGACGUCGAGCAGCACGUGAUCGUCAUCGAGGAGGAGAAGAAGUUUCUGAAGCUUCUGGAGAUCCUGGGUCACUAUCAGGAGAAGGGCUCGGUCAUCAUCUUCGUGGACAAGCAGGAGCACGCCGACGGCCUCCUGAAGGACCUGAUGAAGGCUUCGUACCCCUGCAUGUCCCUGCACGGAGGCAUUGACCAGUACGACAGGGACAGCAUCAUCAACGACUUCAAGAACGGGGCGUGCCGUCUGCUGGUGGCCACCUCCGUCGCCGCGCGGGGCCUCGACGUCAAGCACCUCAUCCUGGUGGUCAACUACAACUGCCCCAACCACUACGAGGACUACGUGCACCGCGCCGGCCGCACCGGGAGAGCCGGCAACAAGGGAUACGCGUACACCUUCAUCACUGCAGACCAGGUGCGCUACUCUGGGGAUAUCCUGAAAGCCCUGGAGCUGUCCUCCACACCCGUGCCCCCCGAGCUCGAGCAGCUGUGGACCGGCUUCAAGGAGCAGCAGAAGGCCGAGGGCAAGAGCAUCAGGAGCAGCAGCGGGUUCUCCGGGAAGGGCUUCAAGUUCGACGAGACGGAGCACGCGCUGGCCAACGAGAGGAAGAAGCUGCAGAAGGCUGCGCUCGGCCUUCACGACUCUGAUGACGACGACGCGGCUCUCGACAUCGACGAGCAGAUCGAGAGCAUGUUUAACUCUAAGAAGCGUGUGAAGGACUUCUCGGCCCCGGGCUCCUCAGGGGCCCCCGCUGUGGGAGUGAGUGGCUCUGUGAGCUCGGCCUCGGGCCCCAGCGCUCCCUCUGCUGGAAACAUACAGAAGCUGGAGAUGGCCAAGAAGCUGGCGCUCAGGAUACAGGUGCAGAAGAACCUGGGCGCCGAGGCACAGGACGUGAUGCAGCAGGCCACGAACGCUAUCCUGCGCGGCGGGACGAUGAUCGCGCCCUCGGUCUCCGCUAAGACCAUCGCAGAGCAGCAGGCGGAGAAGAUCAACGCUAAGCUGAACUACACGCCGGUGGAGAAGCUGGAGGAGGAGCGGCAGGCCAACGACAACAGCGAGACCGUCAAGAGAUACGAGGAGGAGCUGGAGAUCAACGACUUCCCCCAGACGGCCCGGUGGAAGGUCACGUCGAAGGAAGCGCUCCAGCGAAUCGGAGAGUACUCAGAGGCCGCCAUCACCAUACGAGGGACGUACUUCCCCCCGGGCAAAGAGCCCAAAGAGGGCGAGCGCAAGAUCUACCUGGCCAUCGAGAGUGCGAACGAGCUGGCCGUGCAGAAGGCGAAGGCAGAGAUCACACGACUCAUCAAGGAGGAGCUCAUACGCCUGCAAAACUCCUACCAGCCGACCAGCAAGGGCCGGUACAAGGUCCUGUAGAGCGGUGCGCUGGGCUCUCACACAAGGCUUCGGUUUUGUCAGCUGAUCGAACACCAGGUUUGGAUCUCUGGAAGUUUUUACCUGUUGUUUGCAUCGCUCACGUUGAAUAUUUUAGAAAACUCCCAUGUAAUUGUGAACUUAAUUUGGAAAUAAAGUGUUUUUUUUCUUGUGUA
Rhinichthys klamathensis goyatoka is the source of this 2432-nucleotide messenger RNA. RefSeq names its product DEAD (Asp-Glu-Ala-Asp) box polypeptide 46 (gene ddx46). Gene Ontology annotation, biological process: mRNA splicing, via spliceosome. The record is from RefSeq and is a predicted model, not a curated record. NCBI's taxonomy places the organism in Eukaryota, Metazoa, Chordata, Actinopteri, Cypriniformes, Leuciscidae. Gene Ontology annotation, molecular function: RNA helicase activity; ATP binding; nucleic acid binding. Gene Ontology annotation, cellular component: nucleus.